Dibothriocephalus latus is the source of this 369-nucleotide messenger RNA. The record is from the annotation of a GenBank genome assembly. NCBI's taxonomy places the organism in Eukaryota, Metazoa, Platyhelminthes, Cestoda, Diphyllobothriidea, Diphyllobothriidae.
AUGGACAGAUCGUUUCCUGGCAAGAAAUACUGUAUCCUGGGCCUCGGACAUCCGCUACAGGACAUUCAAGCAAACGUGAAUGAAAAACUCCUCAAAAGGUAUGGUCUCCGAGCUAAUGGCGCCAAACUCUCAGGACCUGGUCAGAAGGGUCUCCAUGAAGACCUUCUUGCCAAUUUUGAUCUCACCUAUGUAGCCGGCGGAUCUGCACAGAACACCAUGCGAAUGAUUCAGUGGCUCCUCCAGGACCCAAAAAUGAUCAGUUGCUCCUAUCUGGGCUGUGUAGGGAACGACAAGUCUGGUGAACUUCUGCUCCAGAUCAUGGAAGCGACUGGAGUGCAGACGGUGUAUGAGGUGUCGGAUACACUCCCU